CCCUGGGCAGCUGCAGUGACUAAGCCAGUGCGGUCGGUGCCUCAGAGGAAAUGAAGGAGCCCGAUGAUCAAGAUACUGAGGUGGGGAGAUCAGAGAGGUCAGAGAGGUCAGAGAGGUCAAAGAGCAGUGGAAGUCAGUCUCGGGGGUCCUCGCAAGCUUUAUCAAGAUCCACUACAAGAGAAGAUAAACUCCUCUUAGAAGAUACAGACGAAAUAUUCACUGACGGCGAAGAAUCAUAUUUAGAGGAUGAGGAAUCAGAAGAAGAAGAUUGGGAAGGAAGUUCCAGUUCCUUUCAAGAUUAUUACAGGGAAACCAGUGGAGGAUCUCGGUCUAUGGAAACCCCUGGCUCAGCUGCAGAAGACACAGAGGAGGACGUUAGGAAGAAAAUAUCAGAGAGCUUCUUUUACGAUUAUAUGGAAAUGGUUUCCAUGCCUUUUGUGUCUCCAGAGUCGGACAUACCACUGGAACUUAUCAUACUUGUACAUUCCUUUGGCUAUGACUGCAAAAAGCGGGCCAACCUACAGUUGCUGGACAACAAUACAAUCAUGUACAUCGCCGGGAACCAGCUGAUCAUUCUGAAUUUGAAAACCAAGGAACAGCUGUACCUGCGAAGUAUUAGUGGUACAGGAAUUGGUGUCAUUGGGGUUCACCCUAAUAAAACUCACUUCGCAGUAGCUGAAAAAGGAGUUGCCCCAAAGAUAAUCAUAUAUGAAUAUCCUUCUCUGAGGCCCUACAGAAUCCUUCAUGAUGGGGCUGACUUAGGCUAUGCUUACGUGGACUUUAACUACAGCGGGACACUGCUGGCCUCUGUUGGUAGCAGCCCUGAUUAUACUUUGACCAUCUGGGAUUGGAAAGAGGAACAGCCCAUACUGAGGACAAAAGCUUUUUCCCAGGAAGUCUUUAAGGUUACUUUCAAUCCUGAAGAUGACGAGCAGCUUACUACAGCAGGAUCGGGCCACAUCAAAUUCUGGGAAAUGGCUCAAACAUUCACUGGUCUCAAGCUUCAGGGCUUCCUAGGUCGAUUUGGCAAAACAGCCACUACUGAUAUAGAAGGCUACAUGGAGCUCCCAGAUGGGAAGGUGCUGUCUGGGUCAGAAUGGGGCAACAUGCUGGUUUGGGAAGCUGGCCUCAUCAAAGUCGAGCUCACUCGAACUGGAAAUAAACUUUGUCACCAGGGCCCCAUCAAUCAGAUAAUGCUGGACGAGGGGGAAGUUAUCACCAUUGGGUCAGAUGGAUGGGUUAGGAUAUGGGAUUUUGAGACCAUAGACACUGCUGAUAUUGUAGACGAGACUGGAUUGCUAGAGAUUGAGCCCAUCAAUGAACUUCAAGUGGACAAGAAUGUUAAACUCUUCUCCAUGAUAAAAAUGAGCGAAGCUGGAAAUAACUUUUGGUUGGCUCAGGAUUCCAAUGGAGCCAUAUGGAAGCUUGACCUCAGUUUUUCAAAUAUUACACAAGAUCCAGAAUGCCUCUUCUCCUUCCAUUCUGGAGCCGUGGAAGCCUUGGCUAUGUCUCCUCUCACUUACCUUAUGGCCACAACUGCCUUGGACUGUUCUGUUCGAAUCUAUGAUUUUGCUAGCAAAAAUUUUUUGACUCAAGUGAAAUUCAAACAAGGAGGCACAGCUCUUGCUUGGGUACCUCGUCUGAUAAGCUUCACCGGAGCACAGAUUAUUAUAGGAUUUGAAGAUGGGGUUGUUCGAGUUCUUGAACUUUAUGAUCCAAAAGAGCUCACAAUUUUUGCAGGACGGAAGAAAUAUUCAGAUGCAGAUCUUCAUUUGAAACAUGUUUUCAAACCCCAUACUGCUCAGGUUACUGCUUUAGCUUUUGAACGUGAUGGAGAAAUUCUAGCCACAGGGAGUAAAGAUAAAACUGUGUUCUUCUUUGAAGUGGAAAAGGAUUAUAAACCAAUUGGUUAUAUUAAUACUCCCGGACCUGUUAUCCAGUUAGUAUGGUCUCCGGUCUCUCAUCCUGAAAGUACUUUAUUGAUUUUCUGUGAGAAUGGCUAUGUCCUUGAAGCUCCAGUUCCAACCAUAAAGGCGGACGUGGAGGAUGACAAUAUAGUUACCUAUGAAAUCAAAGACAUGUGCAUAAAAUGUUUCCACUUCUCAAGUGUCAAAUCUAAGAUUCUGAGAUUAAUAGAAAUUGAAAAGAGAAGGAAACAAAAGGAGUUGAAAGAGAAGGAAAAGGAAGAAAGGAGGACACGGCUAGCAGAGGUGGGAGAAGAGGAGGUGGAGGAUAAGAAAGAAGAGAAGGAGGAGGAGGAAGAGGAGGAGGCAGUGGUGGAGGAGGAGGAGGAGGAGCCAUUACCUGAAAUCUUUAUUCCAUCAACCCCCAGUCGCAUCCUCUGUGGGUUUUACUCUGGACCAGGGAAGUUCUGGCUUUCUUUGGGCGGCUAUGAUUCUGGUUUUCUAUAUCAUUGUGAGUUCCCCCCAUAUGACAAAAGCAGUGAUAUCACACAGCAGAAAGAUGAACCUUUCGAUUUCCGUUUUCUUGAGGCUACAGAAGAUAAUCCCAUCCAAACCAUCACUUUCAGUAUUAACCAAGAUUUUAUGUUUUGUGGACUGCACAAUGGAGCAAUUCGAAUCUAUAUCCUAAGCCCGAAUGACUCUUCACUGACCACUCUGGAAAGCUACUGGCACUUCACUGUGCAUGACAAUACUUACGGACGUAUUACAAGCAUUUCUGCUAGCUUUGAUGACCAGUUUUUGGUGACUACUGGAGCAGAUGGCAAUAUCUUCGUGUUCACCAUUUUUUCUGUUUUUGAUUUAAGAGAAAGCAUGGAAGCCAAAGUGCCAUCUCCCAGGUUUGGAAUUGAAACAGAGCCAAUUCCAGAAGAUAUUGAAGAUCCCAAAGCCUACAGUAUAGAGAAUGCCAGAAGAAAAAGAGAACAUGACAAGUUAAUGAAAGAAGUGGAAGAAAUGAAGGCCAAGAAGAGAGAACAACUCAAAGCUUUGAGGAAUCAAUUUCAGAAACUGUUAGAAAUGAACAAAGAAUUACCAAAGCAUAUGCAGUUUCAACGGACAGAUUUUAAUAUAGAUGCCAAAAUUCGUGCUGAGAUGAACAGAAAAACAGCUCAUAACAUUCAUCAAGUGGAAAAGGAAUUAGCUUGGGAAAAAGAGAAACAUGAAUUUGGCCUAAAGAAGCUAGAGAAAAGGUUUCGUGACUCACUGGAAGGCGACACUAUCGUGGUUCACGCCAUACAAAGCGAUCACAAGAUAACCUCCUAUAGGCUCGUGAAGCCAUCCAAGUAUUUCAAAUCCAAGCGGCCAAGUCAGUCCGAGAGAAGGGCAAGCAAAAUGGAGAGGUUUGAAAAAGAAGGAACUGGAAGAAAGGAUAGCCAGAAAGAGACAGGUAACCUAAAUGACCAGAAGGCUUUUCAAUCCUCACUUAAGCUUUGACAACCGGAUUGUGUGUUUGUAGGCAGAACAUUGGAAAGCCUUUUGG
Myotis davidii is the source of this 3441-nucleotide messenger RNA. RefSeq names its product cilia and flagella associated protein 44 (gene CFAP44). The coding region runs from base 51 to 3395 and encodes 1114 amino acids. Lineage: Eukaryota; Metazoa; Chordata; Mammalia; Chiroptera; Vespertilionidae. Gene Ontology annotation, molecular function: protein binding. The transcript is spliced from 23 exons. The record is from RefSeq and is a predicted model, not a curated record.